AUGAAAGAGAUUGCCCUCUAUGCUCUGCUUAACGGGAUACAAUUUACAGCUAAUCUUCAUGGGCUUGAAAAGGCUACCAUAAAAGCAUGGAUUCGCGAUUUAGAUUUUGACAGAGACCCUUUUUUCGUUAAAUUAAGAAACCUUGUAAUUAAAACUGCUAAAAAAAUCGGGAUAGAAAGGACUUGCACACUCUUUGAAUUCCCUCGGCGAACUCUUGAAAUAUUGAUGCAGGAGUUUGGAGAUGAAGAAGUAGCAGUUGAGCUUCCAGCAAAAAGAAGCAAACCUAGUAAUGGUGACGGUAAAGAAGCUAAAAUGAGAGCAUUAAAAAUGCAUAUAAAAGGGAAAUCUACUACAGAAAUAUCAUUAGCUUUACAAAUAGGACAAGAAAAAAUCACAAAGUGGGUAGAGUUUUAUGAGGCUAAGAAAAGAGAAAAGAAAAUUGCAAAGAAAGAAGAAGCCCCUGUAAAUGUGACUGUCAUCAGUAGUGAUUCUGAUAUCGAUAGAAAGCCAAAAGUUGAAGAAAUAAUUAAAAAAGUUCCUGAUCUGGGUGAGAGGAUUUAAACAUAUAUUUGGAGAUUUAUGUUGUAUUAUAUUCUUAUGAUGGUUAUAUAUCUAUUAGAGCUUUUCAAGCAUCAUUUGUUAGCCUUGCUAAUUUUUAUAGAAAUAGAGAACCGAUGAAAUAUAGUAUGAUAAAUCACUAUUUAAGUGAAUAUAAUUUAUUUACUGUAAAUUGAAAGAAAGUGCAAGCACAAAUUUGAACCUUCUGAUCCAGUAAACUUGGAAGAAAUCCAAGAAAUUGACCCAUUCGAUUUAAUGUUUGAGGAAAGUAUAAAACAGCCAUAA
Molecule: messenger RNA, 843 nt
Organism: Blepharisma stoltei
Lineage: Eukaryota; Ciliophora; Heterotrichea; Heterotrichida; Blepharismidae
Source: the annotation of a GenBank genome assembly